AUGAGAACUUGUCUUGUGCUCGUGCUGGUGUCUCUCACCACGCGCCUUGGAGUGACGCAGUACCUCCUCCGCGUGCGCCCGUCUCCAAGUGACCACCUACCGGUACUGGGCUUGAAAGAGGACCAUGACCGAGACGGAGAACCCUCUGACGAAGAUCUAUUUCUCCCUAAUCUCAAAGGGAAACUAGGAGACCAAUUCGAUUCCACGAGGAUGUCUAUUGGUCCACCGACCCACGGAAAAUGUUCACCUGUCAAUCUCACUGGUGAUAUGCCGCGGGAAUUUCGAGAACUGAACCUGAGAGGAAAGCUGUACGGUCAACGUCUAAAAAUUAACAGAAGAACGCGCCAAAAGGUCCGCAGGUGGCUUUGGGCACAUACCUAUUGCCCUGUCAUGCCAGUGUGGAAGGACCUUGGAGUGCGCUUCUGGCCACGUUACAUUCGAGAGGGUCGUUGCGCGAGCAGACAUUCGUGUUCGGUGCCGAGAGGCAUGUACUGCAAGCCUCACCGGUCCGUUAACUUGACCCUUCUUCGCUGGCGAUGCUGGGGUUCUUCCAACUUCCGCAGUUGCUCGUGGAUCCACGUGCAGUACCCCAUUGUAUCUGAGUGUGAGUGUUCGUGCUGA
Engraulis encrasicolus (European anchovy) is the source of this 621-nucleotide messenger RNA. It is a transcript of the gene nog5, whose product is annotated as noggin 5. The record is from RefSeq and is a predicted model, not a curated record. Lineage: Eukaryota; Metazoa; Chordata; Actinopteri; Clupeiformes; Engraulidae. The coding region runs from base 1 to 621 and encodes 206 amino acids. The transcript has a single exon. Gene Ontology annotation, biological process: osteoblast differentiation; negative regulation of BMP signaling pathway; dorsal/ventral pattern formation.